UUCAGUGAAGCCAAUCUCAAAUAGCUUUGACACCAAAAUACAGCGGUUAUAAAGUUGUUUUAAGCGCUAGCAAGUUUAGAAGUUUCAGAUGGAGUUAUUCUACAAUUCAUAAUCAUAGCAAAUAUAAUCCAGAGCUGAAUUCAAUUGAUAUCCUAGAUCUAAGAAAUGAAAUAUGGGUAUAAUUUGAUUGAAUUGCUAUCUAAUCAAAUGUAAGAAAAGGAACUGAGUUAAACGAAUGGUUAACUUAAUCAUACAUAUUUGAAAUCUUGCUGCGUAUUACGCAGGACUCAGUGUUAUAACUUAAAACGGACAUAUAUCAAAACUAGCUGCGUAUUACACUGGACUACGUGUUAUAACUUAAAACGGACAUACAACAAAACUAGCUGCGUAUUACGCUGGACUACGUGUUAUAACUUAAAACGGACAUACAACAAAACUAGCUGCGUAUUACGCUGGACUACGUGUUAUAACUUGAAAGGGGACAUACAACAAAACUAGCUGCGUAUUACGCAGUUCGUACUACGCAACACUGGAGGUUCUUAAAGGAUUACGGAAACUAACGACGCGAUUUAAAUCAUCGCCGGAAAGGGAACCGGUGAUUGAUAAUGAGACAAAAACGGAAUGGAUCGUGUAUUCCCGUAAACGCAUGGACUCAAGCCCCGGAUCACCCGUGCUUGAAAAUUGUGAGGAAAAGUUUUGGGUUCCGCCGGCGGUGUUAGAUAGAAAACGUGCUCAGAGUCUUGUGCCGACGACAGAAAGUAAUGGGGACGAAGAGGGUAGUUCCGGUACAACUACGCCAGCGUCCCUCGGCGGCCUCAAGGACCGCGAGUUUACGUAUGCUUUCCAGUCGACGCCCUUAAUCACCUCAAUAUCCUCCGGGUUAGAGGAUAUUCCGUCUCCACUUCCGACAAAUAACCGCCAUCGUAGGGCCUCCAUGCAGGAUGCCAUUGACUUUAGGAAAAUUGAUUCAAAACUUUACGAUAGGAGGGCUCUACGACGACAGCGAUCUGUUGCAAGUAUUGAAGAAGACCCGCUAGGUAGUAUUCACUUUAGCGUUGACUUUAAUCAAGAAACUUCUCUCCUCACUGUAUAUAUCAUCGAAGCUGAAAACCUCACCGCAAGGGAGUUUAGUGGAACAGCUGACCCAUAUUGCAAGGUCAGACUACUCCCCGACCGGCGAACACAACUUCAGAGCAAAAUACACCGAAAAACUACGGAUCCGAUAUUCGAUGAGGAGUUCAUAUUCGAAAUUGAGCCUGACAUCCUACGGACAAUGACAUUGGAGUUGCUUAUCUACGAUUAUGAUCAGUUUUCGCGACACGAAUGCAUUGGGCAAGUCAAACUAACGCUUGAUAGUAUCGAUAUAUCUACACGACAGACCUACUGGAAACCACUGGUGAAAAGAGACCAGAAAUGUAACGAAGAUAAUGGUGACAUCAUAUUCUCCCUGGGUUACCUGUCAAGCGCAGAACGGCUUACGGUUGUUGUGAUGAAAGCAAGGAAUUUACGACACAUAGAGGAAGGAAAAAUAACAAUGGAUCCCUACGUCAAGAUAUUGCUCAACCCUGGCCCGGGCAAGAAACAGAAAAAGAAGAAAACAUCAACUAAACACAAUGUCAUGAAUCCAGUAUGGAACGAAGCUUUAACCUUCAGCCUUCCCAAUGAAUGUCUUCAGAACGUUUCCAUGGAGUUCCUUGUUUGCCACGAUAACAAAAUUGGAAACGACGAGAUUCUCGGACGAUCGAUAAUCUCGCGAGAUUCUAGUGGAGACGAGAGAAUUCACUGGGACGAAAUGGUUAACUGUAGAAGUGCAGUGGCGAGAUGGCAUAGCUUGCAUUUGUAAGGCGAUAGUUUAAUUAGCAAUGCGCGUGUGUAGCAUUGCUUUUUAAACGGAAUGAAUGCAUUACGGAAUAUGAUAAUACCAUUCUCAGUUUCAAAGGAUGUCAAAUAUCAAACGAAAUAAAAAUGUACACACCUUUUAACAAUUGCGAAUACUAUUGUUUAUAGUUUUUGCCAUAUAUUUAAAUUUGAAACGGAGCACAAAUGUGACGCACUUCAGUAACUAUUUGAAGGAAACCGAAAUAAUGAAAAAAAAGUUCCAGCGUGUUCUUGUAAUGUAAUGCUAUCAACAACUCGGUUAAACUUUUAACCAAACAGUUGAAGUUGAUCACCUUAUUAAGCGAAAUGAUGACACUUUAAACAUGUUGUAUACUUUUGUUAUCAUUUGUUGUAUCGCAAAUAUUUGCAAAAGAUCAUAAAGCGAUAACAAAGCUUUAUCCGUAGGUUAAGUCGUUCGGAAUUGUGUUUAGGGCUUGCUUCAUGUGAUUAAGGACGAUUUCUUUCUUGUGAUACAUGACCACUGUAUACGAAUAGAGCACAUACAUAAGCAUGCAAGCUAUUAAUGCUGAAAAAUAAUAUCAUUGGUUACCAAAAAAAAAAAAAAAAAAAAAAUGAUAAAAAAAAAAUAAAGGAUGUAAACCCAGAAACUCCAAAAUCAGAAUGUAAGCAAACUGUUCAUACCAAAUAUAAUAUUAUUCAUGCCAAAUAACAAACAAGGCCAUGCUAAGAAAACACCUUUCUACAAAGCUUAUUCCAGUUCGUAAAUAUCAAGCAUAAAUUCAUUAAUGCUGUACAAAGACCUAUUUUUGUGCUCCCCUUCUUACCCUAUUAAGGAUGUACUAUAUUUUCACAAACCUUUAAAGUCUGCUGAACACACUGAAAUGAGAAUCGGGGGCUUUAAAAUUUCCCCGUACAAAAAGUAUAGUAAACUACAUGAGUCUGCGAGACGACACAAGUCAUUUUAAUGUAAACAUUGUCAUAUUUUAUGGACUAAUAUCAAUAUCCUAUCGUAAAUCUUGUUUGUUCAUUGACCAUUCUACCAAAUACAUUUAAAGCGCAAAAUAUGAUUCAUAUUUUGAAUGUAUUACGAUUUAUUGUGCUCAGAUUUCUACAGUCCAUCAACUACCAUUUUCUGCAUGGCUUCAUAGAAUAUUCACCUGGUAACGAUGAAAUUCAAAACAAAUUGAAUAGACAGACAAACUACAAGUAAGAAAGACUUCGCUAUUUCCUUCGUUGACCAAUGACAAUUUUUGCCAUAAACAUUCUGGUGAAUGGUAUCUGGCUCUUGCAUUUUAUGGCAUGUCCAUUUCCAGGGUAAUAACAUCUUUAUUGCAUUUGUAACAAUGUCAUUGAUGAAUUAUAUACUUGUUAGCUGAACUAUAACGCUAGUAUUGACAACAAACAAUCAAUACGUUGUCGGGAGCUCAGAGAAUGACAAUGGUCAGAUGAUUGUUUCCAAAAUCCAGUUCAAUUAUUUCCAACAAAUGGAAUGCACUAUACUGUACAUUUUCAAAACUAUCUUGAAAGUUAUAGCUGUUUAUUUUUGGAUAAUUCAUACUACAUUUAAAUUUUAUCAACAUUGAUAUUAAAAGCGUUUGUUCAUUAAAUACACAAUGUGUUUGGUUCGAUAUACAUGCAUACACUUUAUGUUCAUAUGAUUCCUAUGUUAAUGUAUUUGAUUAAUUGUAAAAUUUGAUUUUGAAUAACAUGUGUAUGCUUACAAACUAUUGUAGAGCAAAACAUAUGCGCUAACAAUUUGACGUGUGGGCUACCUUUUGUGUGCUUCGUGUUAUAGAAAUAAUGUCUGGAAUAUACCGACACCAUGUUAAAACACAAUGAUGAAUGGGCUCGUGCAAAGAGACUGACCUUUUACGUAUCGCUUACAGAUUGGCCCAACAUAACUGUUAAGUGUUAUAUGUAUUGUAAUGCAUGAUCAUCCAAUAUGCACAUUGUAAAGAAACAUUGAACAAAAAUUAAGGUAGCAGUGUUAAUGAUAGGCAACAACAAAUUAUUAGCGCAUUUGGGAAUACAUUAAGUAUACAAUUAUGGUUUUGGUGUAUACAACCUUUAUUUACGAAUUGGAACCCCAUGCUAUAUCAAUUAGUAUACUAGCAAAGCCAUUAAAAUGUAUAUCCUUUAGCUUUGCAAAAUGAGGUAUUGCAGAACGUAAUUCUAUAUGAUAAGAAAACAUUGGAUUAAACGUUGGGUAUUGUCAGCAAAAUGACAUACAUGUAUGGUAUUAAUUUAGUAUUUAUAUAUAUUUUGAUAUAUAUCAUUGUUACAAUGUUAAUGUUGAAUGUUAAAAAUGCAUGUUUUUAAUAUAUAUUUAAUAC
Molecule: messenger RNA, 4172 nt
Organism: Mya arenaria
Lineage: Eukaryota; Metazoa; Mollusca; Bivalvia; Myida; Myidae
Product: synaptotagmin-1-like
Exons: 5
Coding region: 647-1843 (398 amino acids)
Biological process (GO): cellular response to calcium ion; regulation of dopamine secretion; calcium-ion regulated exocytosis
Cellular component (GO): membrane
Molecular function (GO): calcium-dependent phospholipid binding; phosphatidylserine binding; clathrin binding
Source: RefSeq, a predicted model, not a curated record